AUGUCCGCCUCGACCCCGACGCCAUCGUCCCUGCUGGGUGCGAAUAAGGUAGCUGAACCCAGUCGCUACAUUCACAUCAGCGGAGUCCCCACGCCGCGCCCGCUCAACGAACUGCGACACUGGUUCACGCGCGGGCAUUACAUCUACGACGAGCUCCGCAAGCCGGUCGUACCCGCUGCGGUCGCGGGCGCCGGGCCGGACCGUUUGGCGACAGCGACGUCGGAGUGCCAUCCGCGGUGGGAGGACACACUUCCUUCAGGCUCCUCUGCUUCUGCCGAAUCUCAUUUCGAUGGCGGAGCCAUGGCGGCACAGAACAAGAAGCUGCUGGUGAGCGACGACAACGACGAGACCUGGCUAGAGGCGCAGUUCAAGGAGAUCGCGGCUCUGGAGGCGGCGCUUGAGCUGGAGAAGGGCGAGCGCGAGGCCGCCGCUGCCGAAGAGGAGCGCAAGAGGGAAGAAGACAGGAGGAAAGCCGAGAUCAAGAAGAAGACGUGGUCUGGCAGCCGAGGAAAGUACGGCAAUGCUAGGCCACACGGCUUUCAUGGCAAAGCUGUUAGUGGUACUAGGGGCCUUGAUUCCCGUGACGCUGUUCAGCGUCAGCCCCAGCAUCAGUACCAGCCCCAGCAUCAGUACCAGUACCAGCUCCAACAUCCGCACCAGCAAGGCACCUCGCUUGCGCACCUUGGUGGCUACGGCGUGGAGAUGUAUGCUGAAGCUGAACGUCAUCCCGGAUACCCCUCGGCGAAUUUUCAGCCGCUCCCGACCCCGACCCUGACUACGACAUAUGCACAGAAUAUGGGAACGAUUACGCACGACGGUAUGGAGCCUUGGGCGUGGAGGGAUAGUGUCCCCGACACUGUCCCAGGUGAGGGUCCAGUUAUGAGGCAGACGUCUGGCGAGCUGUUUGUCCCGGCUGGAUUGAUUUCUCCGCAAGCACACCACAGCUUCGAUGUUGCCAUGGGCAUCAUUGAUGCUCAUCCUCCUCCUCAAGCGGUGGGCAUGCAGCACGCCCAGCAGAGCAACGGCCACGCGAGGAAAAUAUCGAUGCUCAACCCUGCGGCUGGCGAGUUCUGUCCGCGUACAACGCCGUUUUAG
This is a messenger RNA of Lasiodiplodia theobromae, 1095 nucleotides long. RefSeq lists its product as uncharacterized. The coding region runs from base 1 to 1095 and encodes 364 amino acids. Lineage: Eukaryota; Fungi; Ascomycota; Dothideomycetes; Botryosphaeriales; Botryosphaeriaceae. The record is from RefSeq and is a predicted model, not a curated record. The transcript has a single exon.